Molecule: messenger RNA, 2881 nt
Organism: Cryptomeria japonica (Japanese cedar)
Lineage: Eukaryota; Viridiplantae; Streptophyta; Pinopsida; Cupressales; Cupressaceae
Product: probable disease resistance protein At4g33300
Exons: 6
Coding region: 680-2695 (671 amino acids)
Biological process (GO): defense response to fungus
Molecular function (GO): ADP binding
Source: RefSeq, a predicted model, not a curated record
UUGUUAACAUAAAUUAACUGCUACUACACCAAAAAACUGAACUAUUAAUAAGAGCACCACUAAAACAAUUAAGAUAUCGAGGAAGGUUUAAAAUCCACACGACAGCUGACCCCUCAUAAGUCGUCGUACUUAAAAGAGCACAUUUCAACAGACUUUUACUACACAAUCAGGCAAACUUCGCACUCUUUACCCCGUAAUUAGUGUCCUCCAACCAGGAACGCACGACGCAACAAACAAGCAAGAUGAGUGUCUCAUUAAUUACGGUAAAAUCAAGACUUGCCUGAAAAAUGUCUUUGUUUUUCUAUUCAAAGCGCAAAUCAUCAUAAAAAAAGUUGUUAGAACUGACUAAAAAAUUAAAUUUGUGCGAGUCAACAUGAAUACUAAAUGAUUAUAUAAAAUGAAGCCAAUAAUAAUAGGCUUGGAAAGACGAGAAAUUUUGAUAAGUGAAGCAGCAUAAGAACAGGCAACCCUUGUAUCUUCCUUCCGUUUUCAUUACAGACUUGUGCAAGUCGAGAUGAAUACUAAAUUACGCUAUAAAAUGAAGCCAAAUCUGCUAGGCUUGGGAAGACAAGAAAUUUUGUAAGGUGAAGCAGAAUAAGAACAGGCAGUAUCAAGUUCCACAUAACAGAAGAAAUUAACCGUUUAAGGAGGAAUCAAGUGUUCCUAAAAAGUUCAAGAAAUGGCUUUGAUUAAUCUUAUCGAUAGUUCUGAAAUGGUAGACGAUUCUGCAUACUGUGUUCCCGGAGAAUCUCAAUUCUACGUAGGACUGGACAAAUGUAUUGGAGAUUUGAGGGGACUGUUGUCCAAGAGCGACGUGUCGGUUAUUGGGUUGCAAUGCAUGGGAGGUGGAGGAAAGACAACUCUGGCUUCGGCUCUCUUGAAUGAUCCUCAAAUUAAAGGACACUUCUGCGAUAAUGUUUUUUUCAUUACCGUGUCACAAUCCCCAAACCUGAAGGAGAUUUUAGAGACUAUGUGGGAGAAGAUUGCUGGAAGGAAAAGCCCAGAAUUUCAGAAUAUCAAAGAUGCACAGAUGAAGCUCCAACAAUUGAUUUCGAGUCAAUCCAAACCAACUCUGGUGAUUUUGGAUGAUGUAUGGUCUAGAACAAAUUUGGAAAAUUUAUUAUUUGAAGCACCAGGAUACAAAACUCUUGUAACCACCAGAGACAAUUCCACUAUUCCAACAACCCCGACUACCCAGCUGUAUCUGUUGCCAUUGUUGUGCCCAGAGGAUGCGCUGUCACUUUUCUGUUUCUGGGCUUUUGGACAGACAUCAAUCCCCAGCACUGUAAAUGCGAAUAUAGUAAAGGAGGUGCAAACACAAUGUGGCGGCUUACCACUUGCUAUAAAGGUGAUUGGAAGCUCUUUGCAUGGGGAACCGCAUGAGGUUUGGGAGAGGGCAAAGGACAAGAUUUGUAAAGGAGAAUCAAUAUCAGAUUAUCACAAAAAUGGGCUAAUUAGAUUGUUGGAGAUCAGUAUCGAUUCCUUAGAUGAUGUAGCCAAAGAAUGCUUCUUAGACUUAGCUUUAUUUCCAGAUGACAGAAAAAUCUGUGCUCAUGCACUAUUGGACAUAUGGAUUUAUGUUCGGAUGUUGCAGUGGCAUGACGCUUUGUCCAUCUUAUCAGAUCUUGCGAACAGAAACCUGUUGAAUUUGUCUAGCACACCAAGGAAAAGAGUAGCAAUCUCACAUGGAAAUGCAUCGGAGCUGUACUUUUCUCAGCAUAGUGUAAUACGUGAAUUGGCCCUCCAUUUGGGGUGCCGAGACGGUGUAGUCCACAGGAAGAGGUUUCUGAUGGAUAGGAAGGAGCAUAGUCUGUCAGAAAAAUGGGAGUUCCUUAAUCAUAAAGCAUGUGAUGCUCAAGUGCUCUCCAUUAACACAGGCGCUAUGGAGGCAAAUCAUUGGUUUGAGGUGAAUUUACCUCACACAGAGGCUCUGUUGUUAUUCUUUUCUUCAAGUGAGUACUUUCUUCCCCCAUUUCUGAAGUCCAUGAUGAAUCUAAAAUUUGUCAUGGUAUUGAAUUAUGGGACAAAGAGGGCAACUGUACAAGGUCUAGAUGUCUUAUCUUCACUCACUCAACUCAAAAGUGUCCGUUUGGAGAGGUUGAUUGCAUCCCCUGUUCAUAAACAAAGCAAUGAACCAUCAAACUUAGAGAAGGUAUCUCUAAGCUUAUGCGAGGGAUUUGAAUAUGCAUUCACAUUCUAUCGUAUCAAGCUGCGGAAUUUUAACAUUGAUCACUCCAGCAACUUGGAGGAGGUGCCUCUUAGUUUCUGUUAUAUGCCUUCUAUUAAGAUGUGGUCUAUUAGCAACUGCCACCUGGUUCAGAAGUUACCUUAUGACCUUGGGAAUAUGAGCUCUCUCAGAAUGCUAAGGUUAUCAGCUUUACCAGGCGUCAAAGAACUUCCACCAUCAAUUGGAAAUCUUCGGCUGUUGGAAUGUCUAGACAUCUCACUCUGCGAGGGGCUCAGAGGACUUCCAGAGGAAAUAGGGCAACUAAAGAAGUUGAGUGAGUUUGAUAUGAGAGAAUGUUCUCGUUUGAAGAGGUUACCAAGAGCUGUUUGUGAUCUGAGUUCCCUCAAGCUGGUUAUCUGUGAUGAGAAGAUUGGGAAGCAGUGGUUACGGGCCAAGAACAUUUCGAUUCCAGAGCUUACAGUCGAAAUUGUAGAAGCACAGUUUAGUCUGGAUUGGCUUGACGAUUGACUUCUUUUCUUACUUUCAAUCAACUUACAAUUAAAAUGAAAUAAAAGCUCCUCUAUAUUGGGGCCUAUAGUUAUAAACAAUUCUCGUCGCCUUUUAAGGAUUGUAAGCACUCUUUACUAUUUUGCGCAUCCCAAAGCAUUUUCUGUUUUGUGUAAAGCCAGGAAUAAGGUGUCUUCUGAAUAUGUA